Molecule: messenger RNA, 833 nt
Organism: Desarmillaria tabescens
Lineage: Eukaryota; Fungi; Basidiomycota; Agaricomycetes; Agaricales; Physalacriaceae
Product: GPCR fungal pheromone mating factor
Exons: 5
Coding region: 1-483 (160 amino acids)
Biological process (GO): G protein-coupled receptor signaling pathway
Cellular component (GO): plasma membrane
Molecular function (GO): mating-type factor pheromone receptor activity
Source: RefSeq, a predicted model, not a curated record
AUGUCGUUGAUUGGGUGCCUGUGUGCUCUUUUCAUUGACCGUCGCCUGUAUAAAAUUUCUGCUUGUCAAACAGUGUCUAUUACGCGCCAAGAUAAACGACGAGAUAUAUUCAUCGAUCUGGCUAUUGAAGUGGGCCUGCCUCUCCUUGAACUCCCACUUCACUAUAUCGUCAACGGACAUUGUUACGACCUUCUUGAAGACGUCGGAUGCACCGUCGUGGCCUACAACACCGCACCUGCGUACCCCUUGGUUUACGUUUCGCUUCUUAUCUGCUCCAUUUUCUGUUCAGUUUUCACCAUCCGUUCUUUCCUUCUCCAUCGGCUCCAAUUCAACCAGUUCCUUUCUUCCAAUUCUUCUUUGACCGCCAACCGGUAUUUCCGCCUUAUGGCUCUAGCCUCUAUCGAGUUGUUCGUGAAUACAAUUUCCGGCUAUGGCCUCUAUACCAAUAUCAACCGGGGGGAGAUCCACCCCUGGGUGAGCUGAGCUAACACCCACUAUGGCUGGUUAUGCCCUCGCCAUUCUUCAAGUUCGUAAGCUGGGAUGCAUCCCAAUUACCUCUAUCUGCGUUCGUCUCCGUAUCCACUUUGGUUAUUUGUUAUGUAUGCUACUUAAAUAACUGUACUAGUAGCCUGUUCUCGAAAGAUCCCAGGAGUUCUAGUGGCAAGACGCUUUUGAUUCUGGGCCACCAGCUUCACUCGGCGACGCUGUCUCACACCUAUGUAUGCUUAGCAUGCCGAUGAUGUUGAUCCAAUGAAGUCGUUGCGGUCAUACUGCAGUCUCACAGGCCAGACGUCUCAUGAAACGAAGAAAUGCAACAGCAUAUGGUCGUCAUA